CGAUCCGGCGAUGCAAACGAUCCGCCUACGCGCGUGCUGAUUUGUUGGACUGUAGAGUACAGUAACAAAUAUAUGUUACGGGCGUGUGUGUGUGUUAAUAAUUAACACGGAUUUGGGUGAUUUUUGUAAAGACGAGCGAACGAGCCUGGGUCCAUGUUAAUACAGCGUCGCUGUGAAGACGCCUCACAUCAAUGGUGGAACCUCCUCCUUGACUCCUCCUUGACGUCUCCUCCUCCUCCUCGUCGUUUCUCGUUUCUUUGUUUCCCGAGCAAGGCGAGGCGGCGUUGCGGGGAGUUCUAUUUUUGUUCUCUCCAGGGGUUAUUCCCGAAGCUGCCAUCUCUCUGUCCUGUUGUCGUGUUCCAUCAGCUCGCCAACCCAUUUGGCACGGUUGGCUACGUACGGCGCGAAAGAAGUUCGAUACCAGUGAUGCGGCGAACGUGAGGAGGAAAUGGUCUGGUGAGAGAGUCUGCCGAGUACUGAGUACCAAGCUCCACGGGCGUGCAUGUUGGAACGACGGUGGCACCCAUCGGCACAGGAGGAGGAGGAAAAUCAUACGGCAGAGAUGGCGGGCAGAGCGGAGCAAGGGGAGUCCGAGCGGCCGGCAUUGGCGAAGCAACAUCAGCCAAAGGAGAAGCGGCGGGCAGCGCACAAAAGCGAGGUUUCAAGUCGCGACGUGCCCAGUGGCACCGAUGGGGAGAGCGCCAGCACGAGCAGCACUGCCGAGAAGCGCAAGCGCCGCAAGAAAAGGGAGCCGCGGCCCGAGUCGGUUAUCAUCUUCCGCACGGAGGAGAAGGAGAACGGCGACGAGAAUGUGCAGGAGCAGAGCGGCAGGGCCGAGGUGGAGGACGUGUGCUUGGAAUCCGCGGGAGAAACUCGUCACUUCCCCCCGGCGCUUGUCCCCGGCGCCCCGUGGGACCGCGCCGACGGCCACUAUGUGACGCUGACAGGCACCAUCACGCGCGGCAAGAAGAAAGGCCAGCUCGUCGACAUCCACCUGAGCCUUACCGAAAAGGAGCUGCUCGAGCUGGGCUGUGGACCUCCCCAGGCGCCGGUCACAGGCAGCGGUGGCAGCGGCACAAACGCCCCGACGACAACGCCAGCUCAGACGCACGGGGUCGAACGGAACAGGUGCCACUCGCGCUGCCGGUGCGGCUUGAACCACGGGCCACACGCCAGCCUGUGGAGCCUGCUGUGCCUGCCGUUCGCCUUUGUCGCAUCGCUGGUCGUGGCCUUCUACUACGGCACCAUCACCUGGUACAACGUCUUCCUCGUGUACAAUGAGCAGCGAACCUUCUGGCACAAGGUCACGCUGUGCCCGCUGCUGAUGCUGCUCUACCCUCUGCUCAUUGCGGUGACGAGUCUCUCGCUGGCGGCAUACGCGGCCGUGGCGCAGCUGUCAUGGUCCUUCACGGCCUGGUGGGGGGCCGUCAGCGACCCCGAGAAGGGCUUCUUUGGUUGGCUGUGCUCGCACCUCGGCCUGGAGGAGUGCGCUCCCUACAGCAUCGUGGAGCUCAUCGAGUCCGGCGCGGCACCGUCCGGCCACGGUGGCGGCGGUGGCGACGAUAGCGACGUGGACAGUGGCGCCGUGCGGAGGCCGUUCGCUCAAGGCAUUCAAAUGUCUUCCGUGUGAAAACGCGCUUGCACACGUGACCAAAUGGAACAUCUGCAUAGGUUUUUUGCGGUUGUGCUGUACAGCUCUCUAGUGUGGUUUCGGGUUGUCUACCGCGUGCCGUUCGGCAUGAUGUCCGACCUCUCACUCAGUGUCUUGUGAGCCUCUUUAGAAACUCAACUGAGCUCACCUCUAACUUAAAUUGAAGAUUCUCCAGUUUCAGUUAAGCUCAGGUUGUGGGUGGAUCGGAGUGAAAUGUCGGACAUCUUGCUGAACAAAACAUGGUAUGACCCCUAGAAUGCACAUUGGACAGCAAAUUGAAUAUAUUUACAAAUGUGUGUGAUGCAAGGUUCUCACGUGUUUUUUAAAAUACUAAACUAAGAAAUACUAUUGGGGAAAAAGAAACGCCCUAAGUUCUUUAAUCCAUUGUUAAUGACAGUCAUGUUUUAACGAUCUGUAGUGUCAUAUAGCCUAAUUUUAAUCGCUUGUGGGCGAGUGUUAAGUAUCUGGCAGGGCCUCUCGUCAAGUGGCGCUUGUACGUGUUUUCCAAUUGCUCUUUCAAGUGAAGUUAACUCCCAGCACAAGCGACAGGUACAUCCUCCCAGCGUGAACUACUGUCGAUUCGCGCAGAUGAAGCUAACUAAUGCUAAUGCCGUGUGUGAUGAGUGUUCUGCACAGGGCUGUAUUGAUCUCUUUUUUUAUGAACUUCUAAUCAACAAAACAGGGUCCUGUUUAUGAAGUAGGAGCUGUUGCAAUAUUUAUAACCCUAAACCCUUUUAAAACGACCUUUAAACAGGAUGAAAAGAAAUGUUUUCUAAAUAUGGAACAUUUUUGUAAUCAAAGGCAACAAAUUUGAUAUUUAUACCUUAAUGCGGUGCUUUGGAACUCGCUUUUUUAAAUUAAAUUUUACAGAAAUAUUGUUGACACAUUAAAGUGUACAGCCUUAUGUUCAAAUUGUACCCAGAUAUGACUACUAUGUUUUGUGACUCGCGCUGUGAAGUGCGUUUGUUUUGUUGACGUCAUGGGCGCCGCGAUCCUGCGAAUUCUCUUGUGGUUUGCAGUACCAAUGUGGUCAUUGUCCUCGGUGCGUCACCCAAGAGCUUGUUUGUAAUCUAUUCACACUUUGUGAUUGUGCCAAAAAUGCACGUUAUCAGUAUAUUACCGCAUACAAAUUACCACCGUUUUCUCUCGCGGUACAGCGUGCAAGCGCUGAGAUACCUCCCGACAAAAAAAAAACAAAGCAAUCGUAGUUAAUUCUCGAGUCGUCUUCUAUUGUAAAAAAAUACGAGAGCAAGUGUUCUGCGUAAUGACGUCAGAGUAAAUUACAAUACCUGGCAUUCGGUUUGUUUAGAAAAAUUGCAGCUGCGUUGUCAACGGUGGAUUCUGGAUCUUACACCCAAAGGCUUUUUAAGACUUAUGGUGCUGUGCAAUACACCGAUUGCAUUUUUUUCGUAAGCUUCUCUACACAAGCCGACUAGAGGUCCUAAUUGGAAAAAUCCAGGUUGUAAUUGAAGUCGCAUGGGACGGGCAUACACGAGGAUGAAGUGAAUUAGUAUGGUGUAAUGCCCUCAUUUUAUUUAACAGGCUGUGUGCACGAGUUGAUGAAUGGACCCAAGUACCGCGUCACCUCGCCCCCCAAUGCUUGGAGUUAGCAUGGCCUUUUUUGGCUUUCGUGUCGUGAGCGUGCUGUCUUCAUUACAUCAGUGUCUCCUGAGUUGAGUUACGCACAGGUGUCUGUUUUAAUGACCCAACUGUCGGUUUCUAGUAUUCCUUAUGUGCGUUCUGUUUACAGUGCAAUGUGAACCAAUAAAAUAAAUAUUUGUUGACAUACCUAA
Petromyzon marinus (sea lamprey) is the source of this 3444-nucleotide messenger RNA. RefSeq names its product transmembrane protein 169 (gene TMEM169). NCBI's taxonomy places the organism in Eukaryota, Metazoa, Chordata, Hyperoartia, Petromyzontiformes, Petromyzontidae. The record is from RefSeq and is a predicted model, not a curated record.